Nematocida parisii ERTm1 is the source of this 1743-nucleotide messenger RNA. RefSeq lists its product as uncharacterized. The transcript has a single exon. The coding region runs from base 1 to 1719 and encodes 572 amino acids. The record is from RefSeq and is a predicted model, not a curated record. Lineage: Eukaryota; Fungi; Microsporidia.
AUGGCAAAUACAAACAAAGGGUCUGAGGAUGACAGACAAAGGGAGCCAUUAUUACAAAAAGAUGCAGCAGUAGAAAGAAUAAGUCCUUCUGACACACUUAGUUUAAUGCACGGCUGGAGAUUUGUUCCGGACGAGAUUGAAUUAAAGAAGAGAAUGCUUUAUGCGCUGACAGUUGGGUUUGAGUGCUUAUCAAUAUGGGUGUAUAAGCAGAUAGUUCCGUAUAUGGACAAGUACGGAGGCGAGGACUUUGAAACAACAAUAUUCCCAAAAUUAUUAAAGGGCCACACACAGUCAAAAUAUACCCUGGUAGAAAUACGACAGGAAAUAGAAAGGAAUAUUGUUGUGUUAGUCAAUAGAAUAUACGGAAAACAUGCAGGACGGUUCUUUGGAGAAAAAAUAGACAAAGAAGCAAUGAAAGAUCUGUGCAGUGAUAAUUCAGAGAAAGACACUAGCAGCAUACGUGUUUUAUACUGUCUAUUACAGCUGCUACUCACAGAGAUUGAAGAAAUAGAUAUUAGAACAAUCGAAUUAAUAGUCUGUCUAGCACAAGCACUGGACAGUAGAAUAUAUGAUUAUUUAACAUCAUACUUCAACAAAGAAAAAGAUCUUCUUUUAGAGAUUCUUCUGAUUAAAAUGAACCACAGAGAAAUGGGCUUCCCCAAGAAGAAUCAUUUAACAGAGAAAGACAUUCAGAAUAUAUUUGGAGAAUUAGAGAAAGUAUCUUACACAGAGAAAGAAGAAGAACAGCUCACAAAAAAAAUAAUUCUAGAACUUUCAAAGGAAACAGAGGUAGAAGCCUGCAUGUUUUUCAUGGUGCAUGCCCUGGUCUACAUAAACUGCUGUAAAUCAGACGAAGAGAUCCUACAGAAGAUAAUUGAUAAAUUAGAAAAUAAAAACAGAGUGAUCCGAGGACAGUGCGUGGUAAUUCUACGAUCCUGUCACCAGCACAAGGGAGUGAUUGAUGCAUUGAUUAAAGCAUCAAAUGACCCAGAUGAUGAUAUAAAACGACAAAUACGAGUGGCUCUAUCAGAAGCAACCUCAGAUUCCAAAGGAAAAAGAGAAGAGUUAAUAAACCACUACAUAAAUUGGCUAAGCGAGAAUGAGACAGAUUAUAUUAUGCAUCUGGCAGGUGUUCUUACAGCAGCAAAAUCCAUCAACCACAUAAAGCACACAGAAUUAUACCAGAAGUACUGUAAUGGCCUAGAAAAAUUACCAAUAAUGAUUCAAACCCAUUUCCUGAGCGGAAUAAUAAAUGUGUUCUCUUUAUACAUAAACCCAGAAGAUCUCAUCAAAGAAGAGAUCAAAGAAAUGGCGAUAGAUGAUAAAAAAUCGGGAAUUGAAUUUCCAUCACCAGAAUUAUCACAGAAAAUAGAAAUUCACUCGUACACACCAGAGAAUGCAGUGACAGAUUUAGAAAGAAUCCUUUUUUCUCUUAUACAAACAGAAGAAAUCCUCAUUCCUGUAAUAAAAAUACUUCCAAAGAUGACGGGGUUAUUAAGGAGCUCAUUCUUAAUAAAAGUCCUUCUGGUAUUGUAUGAGAAAGACCCAAAAAGAAACUGGAGGUACUGGACAUAUUUAUUAAGUACAACAGAAGAAGUAAAGCGGGUUAUAACAGGAGCAAGUAAAGAGAGAAUAAUUAAACACAUAAAAAGACUUACUAAGCACUGGGCUAAUAUAAUACGUAAUACAGCAGAGAGGACAAGUAAGGUAUUUGAAUGAGUCUAUUAUAGGAAUGUACUGAAU